Cuscuta campestris is the source of this 1706-nucleotide messenger RNA. NCBI's taxonomy places the organism in Eukaryota, Viridiplantae, Streptophyta, Magnoliopsida, Solanales, Convolvulaceae. The record is from the annotation of a GenBank genome assembly.
AAUUCUGUAGAUGGCAAACAACAACAACACAAACAACCUCGCCCUGCGUUCCAUUCUGGAUAAAGAUAAAUUGAAUGGAACAAAGUUUGUUGACUAGCAACGCAAUCUCUCCAUUGUUCUCCGCAUGGAUGAGAAAGAGUAUGUGCUCGAAAAGCCCAUUCCUCCUGCCCCUCCCGCUAACGCCCCAAAAGCGGUUAAAGAUGCCUACGAGAAACACGUUAAGGAUGAUAACCAGGUUAGCUGUGUCAUGCUGGCAACCAUGAUAACCGAGCUACAAAAACAACACGAGGACAUGAAGGCCCACGAGAUGAUCGUGGCCUUACGGCAGCUAUACCAGGGGCAAUCCAGGCAUGAACAUUUUCUUGUGAGUAAGGCUCUCUUUAGUUGCAAGCUCUCUUCAGGGAACUCGGUCGGUCCACACUCGCUCCCUGAGCUGUAUAAGGGUUUUGUCAUGAACUACAUGAUGCAUGAUCUUGACAAACCCCUUCCGGAGCUUCUUAAAAUUCUCCAGACUGCAGAGGAGAACCUUACUAAGGGCAAGGGUGCUUCCGUCCUUAUGGUCCAAGGCGGAAAGGGGAAGCCGAAGAAAGGGAUUAAGAUUAAGGCUAGGACGGUCGGAAAGCCUAAAUCAAAGUCCACUUCAUCUGCAACCCAGAAACCCGUAGGAGGAGUUGCAAAGGGCAAAUGUCAUCACUGUGGUAAGGCAGGCCACUGGAGAAGAAACUGCAAGACAUACCUCGCAACCAAGAAGAAGGAAGGUACGACCAUUUCUUCUGAGGUGUAUGUUAUAGAAGUUAACAUGCCUAUAUCUUCAUCAUGGGUACUAGAUACUGGAUGUGGGUCACAUAUCUGUACUACCAUGCAGAGACUGAAGUGGAGUAGACGAUUAGCUCGAGGCGAGAUUGAACUCCGAGUCGGCAAUGGUGCACCUGUUGCAGCUUUGGCAAUCGGAACUUAUAGUUUAGUCUUGCCUAGUGGUCUAAUGUUGGAAUUAAACGGUUGCUUAAAGAAUGUUUUCUAUGCUAAUGCCAACAUGACCAAUGGGUUAUAUGUCCUUGACAUGGACAUGCAUGUCUAUAACAUAUCAGCCAAGAGGAACAAACCGAACGGUUUGAACCAAACAUACCUAUGGCAUUGUAGAUUUGGGGGCUGUGAGGCUUAUGUCAAACGUCUUAUGACGAAUGGCAAGCUUGACGCCAAGUCUGAUAAGUGUUUCUUCGUGGGAUACCCAAAGGAAACUCGAGGGUAUUCAUUCUAUCACCCUAUCUAUAAGAAGGUAUUCGUUGCUCGCAAUGGUGUCUUCCUCAAGAAGGAAUUUCUCUCCAACGCAACUAGUGGGAGAAAGAUAGAGCUCAAAGAAAUUCGAGACGACGAAGAAACUACCGCGCCGGUUCAGGAACAUGAGCUAGAGAAACAAACUAUUGUACCUCAAAAUGCUCAAUAUACACAAGAACCCCGUAGGUCUAACCGGUUACGCACACAACCUGAAAGGUAUGGAUUCCUCCUAACCUUUGAGGGUGACGUAAUGCUUAUCGACCAGGAUGAGCCGGAGACCUACCUCGAGGUAAUCAGUUGUCCCGAGGCUGAGGAAUGGCGUCAAGCCAUGCAGUCCAAAAUGGAUUCCAUGUACACCAACCAAUUAUGCGUUGGGUAUGCCGCUAAGCAUAUUUAGAGAUGUGAAUAACAGAUAAAGGAUCUGUCCCUUC